Molecule: messenger RNA, 1927 nt
Organism: Elaeis guineensis (African oil palm)
Lineage: Eukaryota; Viridiplantae; Streptophyta; Magnoliopsida; Arecales; Arecaceae
Product: scopoletin glucosyltransferase
Molecular function (GO): UDP-glucosyltransferase activity
Source: RefSeq, a predicted model, not a curated record
CCUCUGAAACGGGAAAUAGAAAACUCCCCUUUCUCAGUAGUGUUUGCCAUCUCUCGGAGCUUCACCAUGGGCUCAGCCACUGGAGACCCUCACAUCCUCUUCUUCCCCUUCUUGGCCCCGGGCCACAUCAUCCCCGCCGUCGACUUGGCCAAGCUGUUCGCCUCCCGCGGCGUGAAAACCACCGUCAUCACCACCCCGGGCAACGCCCCCUCCAUCCAGCCCUCCAUCGACCAAGCCAAUGACUCCUGUUCCCUCCGCCACCCCAUCGCCCUCUCCCUCCUCCCCUUCCCCGCCGCCGAGGCCGGCCUCCCCGCCGGCUGCGAGAACCCGAUCGCCAUCCCCCUCACGAACCUCGACAUGCGGGCCAGAUUCGUGGCUGCAAUCGAGCUCCUCCAACAGCCGUUCGCCCGACUCCUCAGAGAGUUACUCCCCGACGCGGUCGUCACCGACUUCUUACUUCCCUGGACACAAGACGUCGCCGCCGAGCUUGCCGUGCCGCGCCUCGUGUUCCAUGGUACCAGUCUCUUCUUCCUCUGCGCCUCCCACAGCAUAGACCGCUUCAAAGUCCUGGAGUCCGUCCCGCCCGGCAGCGCCGAGUCCUUUGUCCUUCACGGCCUCCCCCACCGGAUCGAGAUGCGGAGAUCCCAAAUCCAGGACUUCAGCAAGAUGCCCGGAAUUAUGGAGUUUUACGACCGGUGCAAGAAUUCUGAGGAGCGGAGCUACGGCGUGGUGGCCAAUAGCUACUACGAGCUAGAGCCAGAUUACGCCGAACACUAUAGAAAGGUGGUGGGUAGAAGGGUGUGGAACGUCGGUCCGGUGUCGUUCUGCAACGGAAAUGAGAUCGAGAAGUCUCGAAGGGGAGAUAAGACCUCCAUCGAUUGCAACCAGUGCUUGAGCUGGUUAAACACCAAGAAGCCGGGCUCGGUGGUCUACGUUUGUUUUGGGAGCAUGUACAAAUUACCCAUAGCUCAAAUCAGAGAGAUUGCUUUGGGUCUCGAGGCCUUGGACACACCGUUUAUUUUGGUGGUGAGAGAUGUUCGUGGAAAUGACUCGGACUGGCUGCCGCAAGGGUUCGAGGACGAAGUGGCGGGAAGGGAGAAGGGACUGAUCAUUAGAGGAUGGGCGCCGCAGAUACUCAUAUUGAAUCAUGAGGCUGUUGGGGGAUUUGUGACGCACUGUGGGUGGAAUUCUUGCUUGGAGGGUGUGAGUGCCGGGGUGCCGAUGAUCACCUGGCCGAUGUACGCCGAGCAGUUUUUUAACGAGAGGUUGAUAGUGGAGGUGUUGAAGGUUGGGGUUGGGGUCGGAGUGAAGGAGUACGCAGAUCUUGGUGAGGAAAGGAGGGUGGUGGCAGGGGAGGAGAUAAGGAUGGCGGUGGGGAGGGUGAUGGACGGGGGAGAAGAGGCUGAGGAGAUGAGGAGGAGGGCGAGGGAGCUUGCAGAGAUGGCAAGGAGAGCGGUGGAGGAGGGUGGCUCGUCUUAUGUCGAGCUGGGGGAGCUUAUCCAGGAGCUGAUUGAGAGGAGAAAGACGGCUGGGACAGAAUAGAUGGGUUCUAAGGAGCGAAACGAAUUUUGCAUUUGUUCUUGGAUAUGGAUAUGUUUGUCUUGGACAGGAGACGGAAUGCUUGGAUUCUCAACAUAUUGUUUGCUCAGAACUAGCACUCAACAAAUCGAUCGAGUGGGCAGGAGAAGCAGGUGAUCUCAAUCUUGUUAAGUAUUUUCGUUGUUCGUAGUUUGCUCUGUAAUUUCUCAUGGAAGAGGGGAAAUUGGCUACCAAGGAAUAAGCUUGUGCCCAACGGCAUAUUAGUCGGAAAAAACGAUUUAGUUCACCAAAUACUGCGAUCACAAUAUAUGGCUGACGUUGAGAUAAAGACGUGGAUUAAAAUUAUAAAACUCCAUUUCGAACACAGCUAUAUAUCUCAUGUUUGGCA